Messenger RNA from Ceraceosorus guamensis, 393 nucleotides. Its product is annotated as Endosulfine-domain-containing protein. The annotation marks the transcript as partial. Gene Ontology annotation, molecular function: protein phosphatase inhibitor activity. NCBI's taxonomy places the organism in Eukaryota, Fungi, Basidiomycota, Exobasidiomycetes, Ceraceosorales, Ceraceosoraceae. The record is from RefSeq and is a predicted model, not a curated record. The transcript has 3 exons. Gene Ontology annotation, cellular component: cytoplasm.
AUGCUUCCCGCACAGCGCAACAAGGUCGACAUUUCUUCGCUAACGGAGGAGGAACAGAAACUCUUUCGUCUCUACGGCAAGCUACCCACUCGAAAGGAUGUGGUGGGCAACAAGCUGAAGGAGCGCAAAUACUUUGACUCUGGCGACUACGCACUGAGCAAGGCUGGCAAGGCCACGCCUCAAUCUGUUGGCACAGCCAUCCCAAAUCCAGAGACGAUUCCUCACGCUUCCACGGUUUCCUCCCCACCAACACAAGGCGCACCCACCUCACUUGGACCUCAAACAUCCGGACCCGGCUCGGCUCCUGUCGCUGUGCCAGAUCCUAGAGGAUUUGGUCGCAAUCAGCCUCAAGUCAGUGCCUUUCCCACCGCUACCGGCUUUAGCUCGAGCGGA